This is a messenger RNA of Girardinichthys multiradiatus, 2662 nucleotides long. RefSeq names its product tpd52 like 1 (gene tpd52l1). Gene Ontology annotation, cellular component: cytoplasm. Gene Ontology annotation, biological process: positive regulation of apoptotic signaling pathway; positive regulation of MAP kinase activity. The record is from RefSeq and is a predicted model, not a curated record. Bases 95 to 1054 code for a protein of 319 amino acids. The transcript has 11 exons. NCBI's taxonomy places the organism in Eukaryota, Metazoa, Chordata, Actinopteri, Cyprinodontiformes, Goodeidae.
CGCGUGACACCUCGGCGGUACUGAUCUUAGGAGCGGUGCUGCGCGUGCUGUCUGUCUCUGAAGGUUACGUGGAAAGUUCACCUGAGCGUUGCUGAUGGAAACCAGACAACAAGAGUUGUACUCUAGUGUUCUGAGUGACGCAGUGGUGGACUGGGCCAGCAUGGGCCCUGGAGAGGAAUGGGUUAACUCAGCCACACAUGAAGGAGAGCAGGGUUUGGAUAAGUUUCACCACCCUGGUGGUGAGGAAUACAGUCGUAGGACCUCAUAUGGGGAGGACUUGGCCCCGUUGGUCCAAAAUGGGGAAAACCUGACACAUUGGUGUCACACCUCAUCCCAAUUGGAGGAUCAGUGGUCUCGCACAUCAGGGUGUCAGUCUGACAGCUGGGCCAUGUCCACCACCUGGGACAUGCAGCUAGACAGCACAGAGAGAGGACUCCUCACUGCAGGUUUUCUAGACUCUCAGCCUCUGAGUGAGGCUGAUGAGGAUUUGGUGUCAGAAGUCAGCCUGAAUAACUCCAACAUGACCGAGGAGGAGAGAGAAGAGAUUCUGCAGGAGCUGACUAAACUGGAAGAAGAGAUCAGCACACUGAAGCAGGUUUUGUUGUCCAAAGAGAAGCAGCAUGCAGAGCUCAAACAGAAGCUGGGCAUCAGUCCUCUCAAUGAGCUCAGGAACAACUUCAGCAGAGGCUGGCACGACAUGCAGACCUCAACGGCAUACAAGAAGACUUCGGAGACGCUGUCCACUGCUGGACAGAAAACCUCAACUGCCUUCAAUAACUUCGGGAGCGCCAUCACCAGGAAGUUUGGAGACAUGAGGUCCAACUCAAUAGGAUACUCUGUCAGGCACUCAAUGAGCAUGCCUACCAUGAGAAACUCCCCCAGCUUCAGAUCCUUUGAAGAGAAAGUUGAAAACACAGUUUCCACCAUCAAGACAAAAGUUGGAGGCACCGGGACCGGCGGCAACUUCGAGGAAGUCCUCUCGUCUGCAGCCAAUGCCAGCUCUCAGGAAACGCCCACCAACAACCUGACGGACACCUCGGAGAGACCAUGUUAGGAUUCCAAAGCGGGGUCUUUCUGCUCUGUCUUGCUGUGUCACAGCACAUUGUUGUGUAUCUACUAGAAUUUCUGACCAAAGUUGAAGUCAAUGUUUUCAUUUGCAGACAAAUCUUGUAUAAAUCCUGUGACUCUGAUGAAAUUGCUGGCAAUGCUUGGCUAAAAUACCUUCGCGUCUGCUUUUAUUUUGGAAUCUCAAUUUGGCUGAAUUGAAAAGCAUGUGGGAUCUCAUAAGACAAAGAAUACAUUUUUCACAUUCAUUGUUUUGAGACUUAAGACACAUUUAUAAUCGAGAUUCUCCAAAACAAGAUCAUAGUUCAUAUUUCUGCCGUCUAUCUAACCUCAGUGAAAAUUACAUUUAGUUGUCAUUUAUCACAGGAUCAACCUGACAUUAAAACUGCUCCAUCUUCCGUCUCUUUUCUUCGUUUUAGUUGGAUGCAGUUUUAUCUAUGAAAAAUGGGUGAAACUUUCUGUCACAAUGUUACACAACCACACUUACAGAAGGGCUUUUGAUAACAAAAUGUCGAGCAUACUACAGUUCAUGUCCCAUUCACUUUAUUACACAUUAACAUAUAAACACUGAUAAAACAUGUGUGUCGUGUGCACAACAACGUAUGGCUAUUAUUUCUAGAAAACCAGCAUGGAUUAACCAAACAAUAACUAUGUUAAUUUUUUUUUUUCUUUGACCGUGUAGACCAGGGGUUUCCAAAGUGGCGUCAGGACCCCCCACGGGGUCGCGAGAGGCUUUUCAGAAUCAUUGUGAUGUGACCCCUGAGGUGUAUGGAGGGCUAGAAGGGAUGAAAUUAAAUGAAUAUAUAAUGAAAUAAAUGAAUGUACCAUUAAAUGUCCUAUUAAAUCAUUUAAUUGUACCAUUUAUUUAUUUAAUACAUUAUUAAAUAAUUAAAUAUACCAUUAAAUUAUGGAACUUUUUAUUUAAUAUAUAUAGAGCGAAAUGAUUACAUGUAUUUUUAGGGGCUCGCUUGGGAUCCCCUGGUGGUAGACUUUAUAACUUUGCCAUGAAAAUAACUUUCUCAGUAACUUCAUUUAUUUUUAACUGUUUAAACGUUUUCAUGUGAUGAUUCCUUUCCUAUGUCUUCAGAAGAAACCAGUUACACUUUUUUUUUUUUUUAUGAAAUUCACAUCGGCAUUCAAGUACUGAAUGACCCAUUUGUCAAGUAUGGGGUAAUAAAUGUUUUGGUAAUGGAAAAUACAAAGCAUAUGAUUCUUAUUUAUGUAACAAAUACAACUGUUUAAUAUUCCAUAUUCAUGUGUCUACUUUAAAGGAGUUGUGAAUAAUAAUAAUAAUUAAACCCAAAGCAAAUGGAAUAAGCACAAUGUCUGCUUCAUCUCGGCAAAUAAGACAGUUAUGCAAACUUUAAUGCAACACCAUGAAUCAUGUAACAAAACCUCGUUUUGUUUGAGUUUCUGUUCCUCCCAGGCAUAUUCUGCAGACUACAUGGAAAAAAAAAAUCAUAUUAUGGAAGAAACUGUAUGAGACAAUCACAUUUACUGCUUUUUUGAUAUAAAACUUCUGUGAUGUUGGGUUUAUCCGAUAUGUACAAUGUUACAGUAUUUAAAACUUACCAAUAAAGCCGGUUGAUGUAGGAAA